AUGUCAACGAGUCUCAAUUUCCGUAUUGCGGCUACCAUGUUCUCUUUCAUGAUUACUGGGCUUUUCAACGCAUCAAUCGGCGUCAUGCUUGCACCAAUGUCGCGCCACUACAGCCUAACUGAUCUGCAUGUCUCGUUCAUCUUCCUAUGUGGCCCGAUUGGCUAUGUACUGGCGUCACCAUCCAAUGCUUCAAUCCACACUCUGCUAGGUCAGCGCGGCAUUGCCCUUAUCGGCCCGCUCCUUCACACGCUGGCCGCUCUGGGAAUCGCGGCGCACCCUCCGUUUACCAUCGUAUUAGUUGCCUUUGUAGUAAACGCGAUGGGUAUCGGUCUGGUGGAUGGGAGUUGGUGCGCAUGGGCUGGUGGGCUCGAGAAGGCAAACGUCGUGAGCGGACUGCUCCAUGGAAGCUAUAGUGCAGGAGCUGCGAUUGGCCCAUUUGUUGCAGGUGUAUCACUCGGAAAAUUGGCGAUACCGUGGUGGGAUUGGUACUAUGUCCUUGCCGGAGCCUCGGUGCUAGAGUUGAUCAUCCUAGCUACUGCUUUCAGAUUCGAAAACGCAUCCAGAUAUCAUGCUUCGAAAAGCCACAUCACUCGUGAGCCAGGAAACACAUCUUGGAAGGAUAUCUUCAGGCAUCCAGGCACCUGGUUCUCCGCAACGUACUUCCUCACCUAUGUUGGGAUCGAAACGGCAAUCUCAGGUUGGGUUGUGUCGUUCAUGGUGCGCUCUCGCCAUGCCUCGACGUAUUUCGCCUCGCUAUCUUCUUCCGGCUUCUGGGCAGGCAUGGCUGUAGGACGGCUGACUCUCGGUCACAUCACAGACCGAAUUGGCGUGCGUCGUGCAGCGGCCAUGUACCUCCUUUGCGCCAUCGGGCUCUUACUCCUAUUCGCACUCAUCAGCUCCCCUGUCGUAUCUAUCAUUGUGAUGGCCUCCGCUGGAUUCGUUAUGGGGCCGCUGUUUCCAUCUGGUGUGGUCGUCUUGUCCGAAUUGUUGCCCUGGGAGCUGCACGUUGCUGCCGUUUCUUUUGUGGCAUCCGUCGGCCAAAUUGGCGGUGCUGCAUUACCUUUUGGGAUUGGCGCUGUCGUACAAGGGCUUGGAAUCGGUGUUUUCCGAUGGAUAAUUCUGAUCUUCUCGUGUAUUGCGCUCUCUAUGUGGAUCCUAUUUGCGCAACUGAAACCCAGAGACGUGGCAAGACAGAGGAUGGAUUGA
Molecule: messenger RNA, 1206 nt
Organism: Paraphaeosphaeria sporulosa
Lineage: Eukaryota; Fungi; Ascomycota; Dothideomycetes; Pleosporales; Didymosphaeriaceae
Product: MFS general substrate transporter
Exons: 2
Coding region: 1-1206 (401 amino acids)
Biological process (GO): transmembrane transport
Cellular component (GO): membrane
Molecular function (GO): transmembrane transporter activity
Source: RefSeq, a predicted model, not a curated record